Molecule: messenger RNA, 2004 nt
Organism: Aspergillus steynii IBT 23096
Lineage: Eukaryota; Fungi; Ascomycota; Eurotiomycetes; Eurotiales; Aspergillaceae
Product: Zn(II)2Cys6 transcription factor
Exons: 6
Coding region: 229-1932 (567 amino acids)
Biological process (GO): DNA-templated transcription; regulation of DNA-templated transcription
Molecular function (GO): zinc ion binding; DNA binding; DNA-binding transcription factor activity, RNA polymerase II-specific
Source: RefSeq, a predicted model, not a curated record
UAUAAUGCUACCCUCAAGGAGUAUCUUACUAAUGUGGGGAAAAUAGACACAGAUGACACAGAUCCCUUGUCUAAUUGACCUACUUGGAUCCGGUCGAGUAGAAAAAGUAAGCUGGCGGGUGAUGUUCUUCGACGGCUGAAUUCUACAAGACUAUAACUCUACAAGUUGCGAUUGCUGGCCGUCUACCCUUACCGCUAAGGUUCAUUUCCAAGCUUUCCAAUAGCAUCGAUGGCGAUUACUCGUGUCCACAAGUCUCAAAGGACGGGCGUGAGGGCGUCAUUGGCGUGUGUGCAGUGUCGAAGCCAGCAUGCGAAAUGCGGUGCUGAGAUGCCCGCCUGUAGUCGCUGUCGACAGGAUGGGAAGCCUUGCUUCUAUGUUCAAUCUCGCCGCAGUGCCAAUGCUAAAGCAAGAUCUCCAUCUCUUCCGGUACCAGAUACCAGUGGCGAUAUCAUAUUCCCUACGCCGUUAGCAUCAGCGCAUGUCUUUCCCAUACAGGACAGCGAUUGUCUUCCAAUCGAAUACAGGGCAUUAUCUGCUGUAUCACCUAUGGAGGCAAUGAACGUUUCUUGUCCUCCGGAAAGUGAGCAUGCGGCCUGUCGCAGGUUCCUAGAUGCAUACUACAGUAACUUUCACAAUGCGCAUCCUUUCCUCACGUCAUACCGUCAUUUCUUGGAUUUCAACGACACUAAUGCCCAGUCUCUCAUAUGCCUUCUCCCAGUUGUGCAUUAUAUUGGAUCUCUCUAUGUGAAUGACGGAUCCUCAACAUGGCUGAAGCAGGCAGCUUUGAAGCAACUCGGUACCAUGGACCUCCCGAUAAGCAGCCUACCAUUGGAUGGUUAUACCACAUUGGCCUUCCUUCUUAUGGCCAUUGCAGCCUACGGACAAGAUGAUCGAGCUCAAGCGCGCUUGUUGUUGAACCGGGGCAUGCAGAUGGCAAUUGAUGUAGGGAUGAAUCGUCGCAGCUUUGCCUCCGCAGAACCGGAUCCUGUUUGGGCCGAAAGUUGGAGACGCACUUACUGGGGAUUAUAUAUCACCGAUGUGAUUAUUGCUGGUCUUUGGCAUGAGACCAAUAUCGGUUUCUGUGACAAGGAGUCUGACGUUGAUCUGCCGUCUGAUGACGUUGCGCUUGAGCAGCCUCGCACAAUCGAGCAAUACGAGAUUCGAGACUUCGAGGACAAAGUGCCAAUCUUCUCGUCUUUCACGUACCUGAUAGACCUGGUCAAGAUCGCCCACUCAGUGUUGCAUCUCUCUUCUCACCGAGAAGACCGUAAUACUGCUGUCACUAACGCAGACACAAUGCUUUUCGCAUGGAAGCUCCACCUGCCGGUUGAAAAGCAGUCUGUUGUCAAAGAGGACGGAAGGGUUGAUCAUAUCAUGUUUCAUGCUCAUAUCCUUUGGCAGAGUUUGGUCUUAACUAUCCACCAACCUCUUUCCCGCUUUAAUCGCAAUUAUAAUGCCAAUUAUGAGGACAACUCCUUGAUAUCCCCUAGUUCAUCUAGUGAUGAUUCGCUCUGGGAGGACCAAUCUGAACGGCUGCACACCCGGAGAACGCUUGAUGCUGUGACAGCAACCAUGAAUCUCUGCGCUCUUCCCAUUCCAAUCGUUCAACAGUCCCCCCUCACCGUCAAUUGCGUGGCCCUAUCGACCAUGGCAAGCAUGAUGGAAUACCAGUCGAUGCUUUCCUCCUCCCACCCCCCUACGCGGGACAAAGUGCGAUUAGGCAUAGCCAUCCUUAACCAAUUCGCGCAAGUCUGGGCCAUCGGGGUCAAUACCAGCAGCAGGAUGAAGAAGAUGGCCCGGGAGGUCUUUACGAUGGUCCGACCAGAUCAGCUUUCUGAGCCCGGUUUUGCCAUCGAUGUGGCGGCUUUCAUGGACCAGAACUUACUCUCUGCUGCAGAAGCCUGGCCGGACUUCCAUUCCGUGGGUAGCUAAAAGGAUGGUAUAGAAUAUAUGUAAUGAGGAAAUGCAUUUGUAUGAAUUUGUUAUAUUAUGCGAUAAAGUCUC